GGCUUGAACAGACGUUGCUGACUUUUAUUUCUAGUGUAAUAUUCGAUAACCGUUGUUCUUGAUUGUGUAAGAAAAUAAUUGUUUGGAAAAAUGGGAAGAAGUCAUUGCAGUAGCUUGUUAGUGCCAGGAACUUGUAGCGCAAGCAUGUCGUUGACUGGUUGACAGUGCAACUCUAUGACUAGGCUGAGCGCGUCUUUCGCACUAGCACUGCGCUACCACCAACAUGCGCUUAGCGGUCGUCUGAAACUCACCUAGUCAUUCCAAGCAAUCUCCAGCAGAUUUGUUUCGUUGUUGGUCGACUGCUUGAGUGGUCUGGUACGCUGUAGGUGAUGGCGACCGACCGUGUGAGUGGCCAUCACUUCCCAGCUCGUCGCCUGGGAGGUCGGCAGCAGGGUGCAACAGGAGAAUGGAUACAAGUGUACCGAGAGGAACAAGAUAGGCGCUUCCAAGCUACACUAGCUCCGACACGGACUAGUGAUGCCAGCUCUGGACAGUUGAGCAAUAGCUAUGUUGCGGGCACUCGACGGCCUCCCAACUCGCCUUUUGUUGGUACUGACAUGCAGUAUGUACUGGACGGCUACUGCCUGCUGCACCAUGGUCACGUGAUUGAUCCCAUUGAUCUAUGCAGUGUGGAUCUUAGCGGACAAGAGCUUGAACAGGUUGUGGAUGAAGAUCUGCAGCUGUUCACCAAUUUGAUGUGUAUCAAGGCAGGCGAUAACAGGUUUUCUUUCGACGCAUUUGUGCAGCUUCCAUCCUUGCUUGAUUUGAGCCUUCAAGCAAACUGUAUAUUGCGGCUAACUGUGGAGUCAGGAAUGUACUCAUCUCUCAAGGAGUUGGACUUGUCAAGCAACUCACUUGAGCCGGAGUGUCUGGAGGAACUUGGCUGUCUGCCAUCCUUGGUGAAGCUGGACGUAAGCGGCAAUGGCUUUAUUCACUUGCCACCUGCCAUGGUACAGCAUCAGAUGGAGGUACAUGGAUCUGGGAAGCGCAUUGGAAAAGUCAUUGUGAAGAAACCACGCUUUGCCAAACUUCAAGAGCUCCGCUUGUCCAACAACGAGCUGGAAGACCCGUUCAGUAUAGCUGUGCUGGCCAGUCUGCAACGGCUAGAGCGGGUCUAUCUGGACGGUAACCGCUUUCGAGCCAUCCCAGUGCUGAAGCUCCGUGAUCCGUAUGCGGCAUUCGACAGCCCUAGGCAAGGGCCACGCCUGUCCUCCAUUGACACGUAUGCACGUGAGUCGACUGGCUUGUCGUCCAGCCUAUUCUCACCGGAUGAUGCCCUGCCGGAAACGCUGUACAGACCUGCUGAACCUGAUGAGGAGGUGGAUAUGCUGGAAAGACUGACAUCAUCCAAACCAGAUGCCGGAUCAGUGGCCGUUGUGAGUGACAGUCUGGUGGCUGGUGGAAACUAUAAUGAGCCAUCUGCAACACCGGGCAAAGAUGCUUCUGAUCACGGAGCUCAUGCAGGGGAGAGUAGCAGGAGGAUGCCUGUGCCACACGGUUCAAGUGAGGCUGUGCCUGUUGACCAGCCAGUACACAGAUCUCAUGCUGCUGGUGAUGCAGUGUCAAGCCACACUUCACAAGACAACUCACCACCGCUUGUAGAAGAAGGCAUCACUACGACCGACCGCAGCCAAUCGUCCAACUCCACGAAACGUGUCACCGUCACUGCUACUGGUGAAAAAGAACACUUGAAAACUGGCGCCGGGGUAGUCGUAGUAUCUGGUGCUGCUCCUGGAAAUACUAGUGGUUGUCAAAUCGAUGCCAAUGUACGGUCAUCCCAGUCACCAUCUGCAGAUGCAACACUGGAGCAGGUUGCGGACACUAUUAGUAUCAUAGAUCAGCCAGCAGGCGCUAUGCAGACUGCACCAUUGGAAGAUGUGAACACUGAUGCGACUGAACCACCUAAAUUGCCACUUAACGAACCAGAGAUGUUGCAUGAUGGAAGCACCAACAGUGCACCUGCACUUGAAGACACGUCACCUGCACUUGAAGACACGUCACUUGAAGACACGUCACCUGAAACUCCUCCACAAACUAAUGAGUCACAUGAAGGCCAGGGGAAGAUAGUGGGCAGCAAUAGCAAAGACACGUUGAAAGAUGGGCAAUCAAGCACUAGCCAUGCACUAACGGCUUCAGAUGAGCGAGACACAACCCCUGCCGUACCCAGAGUAAGCAUAUCAGAGGUUGACACAAUGAGUGCAGGCGGUUCUCCGAGUCUACUUUCACAUCCUGGCACGACGCGGUCGGAUACAGCUACCAUGGAUACAGCUACCAUGACAAUAACAAGUGCUAUGUCAGAUGAUGUAGGCCAUGCAGCAUUGGCUGUAGCUGCACCGGUGAGGAUCCUCCCGUUCCCAUGCCUUGAGUUUCUGGACUUCUCUCGCAAUAAGGUUAGCUUUCAAGAACUGCUUCUACCAGCUGCUCAAAUGUCAUCUCUGAAGCAUAUCAAUGUAGCUGGGAAUCCGUUUGUUCGCAAAAGUAGAGCUGCUUCCGGACUGCUGUUCAAUGUUCUUUCAACGGGAUGUGGUAUCAUCAUCCAGAGGAACCCUGAAGGCGUUUCUGUGACAAGGACAGUGCCCAGCUCUCAGCAGAUGGCCGUGAAGAUGUCUCUGGAUAAUUUCAUUGAGGUUGAUGGCAGGGAUCGUCUUCCUGCUAUACCACGUCAGCCAGUUGAAGAGCGUAUUUCCUCUGAAAGAGCCAUGAUGUUGGAGUAUCACCAGUCACCACCACUACCAUUACUUGAAGAGACUGAAUCACCGUCAAUAUCGCCCAGCCAGUCUAUCAUCCCACAGCUGCCAUCUCGCCCUCACACCUACCCUGGCCAGAAUUGGAAGCAGAAAAAGCAGGCAACUGACUCCCAGUCUCCAGAGCUGCCCAUCCAGUUCCAGCGUGGCAAAACGGGCACUGCGGCCGAUGAGCUGCCUCGACGCCCCAACACCACUGCACCGACAAAGAACAUGUUUGCUAACGAGGAACCUCAGCGCGAUAUCAAGUCUUGUAUGACAGCGGCAACGACGGACACCAUGUUUCCAGGCAAGUCUAUUUCACGUGCGCAUCCAGCAAUGCGCCGUCACUACCUGAGCGUGACGGAGCGGGAUGCCAAGGACAUGUCGAAUGUCUUCCUCACCCAGGUAGUGGAGGAUGAUAACAGCCUGGGUAUGUACUCAGCGGAUAACUACACACUUACUGAAGAAGCAAGGACGCCAGGCCGUGUCAGCCUAGGAUCCAUGGCUGAAGAGGUAGCAGCCAGGGAUCCUGGAACGAUGGCUGUCAUACCAUGGGACACAGCUAGCGACAUUCAGCACCGCCGCACCAAUGUCUCUGAACCACUGCAGCGACGUGCUAUGAAGAAGUCGCCCAGGAAGACAGUCAAUCACCGCAAGCAUACACGGCCGAGAUCCUCCCAGCCGAGGCAGAAGCCGCCAAUGUCUAUCAGUGAGGAUGCUUAUGAAUUGCUCGCCAAUGCUGAGGACGAUCCGAAUUUAGUGAUUCCGACAAUGCAAGGUAGCUGUGCCAGGAUGCUCAAGUCACUUCUCGAUCGCAGUAUGCCAGCGGAGAGGAUCAUUCAUGCUAAUAAGCUGGCACAGCCAAAGCAUGCAAACAAGCUUGGCUUGCCAGAGCAGAGGCAGGUUGCGCAACAGCCUGGAGAGAUCAUGACUGGAAUAUUAGACUCCAUCCGAGACAGACCAACAGUGUCAGAGAAGCCCUUAGCUGCUGCUGUGAAGGAAGGUGGAACAAUGAGCAAGGAAGGACAGAGACUCUUCAAACGGAUUGAGAAACAAUUCCAGCGCAUCCGUGAAGAAUCCGAGCAAAUGGUCGCGGACAUGUCCAAACAGCGUGAUGAUGAGAUGCACCAAAGGACUGGACGGAAACACCCGAAAAACCCUGGUUUGCCACAGAGCUCUCACAGGCCACACCCUGGUAUGUCACAGAGCUCUCACAGGCCACACCCUGGUAUGUCACAGAGCUCUCACAGGCCACAACAGCCUGCUGUAGUAGUCAAACAGGCUCUCAGCAAAGGAAAUCCAACGACAAAAUCAGAUAGUCCCAUGAAGUUGCCGCCUGUGAUAUCAGCCAGGAGCAGAGUGACAGGAAAGCUGCGCUAAGAGCUACAAGUGGCAAAGAACUGCUGUUGCACUUGAUCAUCUGCUGUACAGCAGCGACUGAGAUUGAAGACAGUAGUAAGUUGACAGUUGACACUUUGUUGGUUUUGAUGGUUUACCUACGUGGAAAACGGU
Molecule: messenger RNA, 4238 nt
Organism: Sycon ciliatum
Lineage: Eukaryota; Metazoa; Porifera; Calcarea; Leucosolenida; Sycettidae
Exons: 17
Coding region: 330-4106 (1258 amino acids)
Cellular component (GO): nucleus
Molecular function (GO): protein binding
Source: RefSeq, a predicted model, not a curated record